This is a messenger RNA of Phaedon cochleariae (mustard beetle), 456 nucleotides long. The record is from the annotation of a GenBank genome assembly. Lineage: Eukaryota; Metazoa; Arthropoda; Insecta; Coleoptera; Chrysomelidae.
AUGUUGUAUUCGAUUUGUGUUGUUAUUUUGGUGACUGUCGUUGUUUGUGGAGACUGUAAGGAGUUGGUCAACUUGGAUGGAAUCAGAACAGGACAGCUCAUCAGUUUGCAGCAAGGCAUUGAAGCUACCCCAGGAGUUUAUUUAUACAAUCCAACUACAAAUCCUGAAAUCAGCCCUGUCAGAGAUAGAGAAGUCGAACAACUCGAAGAAACAACUACAGGAAAAAAAUCUGGUCCUGAGAUGAAUGGAAAAUCUAUAGAAGUAGCAGGGGUUGAAAAAACAGGCGCUUAUUAUAUUUACCACCCCAAUGGACUCCUCCAGAAAGUAGGGUACAGCACCAAGGAUGAUGUGUUGAAUAUGUCUUUCAUGGCACGACUGAGGUACACGAAUGUGGAGGCUAUAGAUGGACCUAUCUAUACUUAUGAUCCACAAUCAUAUGUUUUCAGAAAAUUAUGA